AUGUCAUUCCAACCUCCCAACGAUGUCCCGUCGUUCACCGGUACUCAACGGGCGUACGAAGACACAUAUUGGCGGCCGAAAAACAGUGGUAAUGGACAGGCAAGAGGAGGAACGCCGGGCGCCAUCACAUCCAAGAUCAACGACAUCUUCGGCGAGACCAAAGGCCUUCCGAUGUACAAGGAUAAGCCGCAUUUCCCGUCAAGUCGGCGCAAAGGCAGGGGUCUGCUGGGGCGGAAGCGAGUGCUGGUUUUGAUCGGCUCUGCGUCGUUACUCUUGCUUUGGUGGAUGGGCUGGUUACCUGGGAGCAGUAGACAAUACUAUGACCCGGCGGACCAUCUCCAUCCCUUCUUCCAUGACGAGGACUGGACGGAGCAAAGGGAGGCGGUGAAAGAGGUGUUCAAGACAUCAUGGGAGGGCUACGAGAAAUAUGCCUGGGGCAUGGACGAGUACAAUCCCUUGUCCCGCAGGGGAAAGAAUAUGGUCGAGGGCGGAAUGGGAUGGAUCAUUGUCGACGCAUUGGAUACUGCCAUGAUGAUGAACCUGACCUCGCACGUGGCGCAGGCAAGAGAAUGGAUCUCUACCUCGCUCUCUUAUACAGCGGACCACGAAGUCAAUACUUUUGAAACCACCAUCCGCAUGCUCGGCGGCCUGCUCUCCGCCUACUAUAUGUCAACCACGUUCCCACACCUCGCGCCGCAACGUGACGAUGACGCCAACCAACCGGGCGAAGAUCUCUACAUCGAGAAGGCCACUGACCUUGCCGACCGCCUCAUGGGCGCCUAUGAAUCGCCCUCAGGCAUACCCUAUGCGUCUGUGAACCUCAAUACCUCCCUGGGCAUGGCUUCGCAUCUCGACGCAGGCGCAUCUUCCACCGCCGAGGCUGCGACUCUGCAGCUUGAGAUGAAGUACCUCGCCAAGAUCACAGGCGAGCCGAUCUACUGGCAAAAAGCGGAGCACGUUAUCAAGGUCAUCGAGUCCCAAAAGCGCGAAGAUGGUCUGUUACCAAUAUACAUAUAUCCCUCGACUGGCGAGUUUCGGGGCAACAAUAUACGGCUAGGAUCUCGAGGCGACAGCUAUUACGAAUAUUUGAUCAAACAAUACCUCCAAACUGGUGGCGUGGAGACCGUGUAUCUGGAGAUGUGGGAAGAGGCACUCCAAGGCAUCAAGAAACACCUGAUCACCUAUUCCAAGCAGGCAUCACUGACAAUCCUUGCAGAAAGGCAAAACGGCCUUUAUGCUCCCCUGACAGCCAAAAUGGACCAUCUCGUGUGCUUCAUGCCAGGAACGAUCGCGUUGGCCGUGACGGGUGGACAAACAGUCGAGCAAGCCAAAGCCAGACUCGGAAACCAAUGGACAGCCAAACAAGAUGAAGAUCUCAAACUCGCCGAAGAAUUGAUGAAAACAUGUUGGGGCAUGUACAAAGUUACGCCGACUGGUCUUGCGCCUGAGAUCGCCUAUUUCCACGUGGACAAUCCUGCUCCGCAGUGGCAAGCGCACGUCGAUCCAAACUGGUCGCCACCACAGUCUGCGGAUCUUACAGACGAUCCUGAUGCUCCAUGGCGCUCCGACUAUGAUAUUCAUACGAACGACGUGCACAACCUCCAACGACCCGAGACGGUCGAGUCGCUCUUCUACAUGUAUCGCAUCACCAAGGAUAGGAAAUACCGGCAAUGGGGAUGGGAAAUGUUUGAAGCGUUCCGCGAACACACAAAAGUGGUUGAUGAGGUCGAAGGGAAAGUGUAUGCAUACACUUCGAUCGACACCGUCAUGGAGAAUCCAGUCAAGGAACGAAGACGGAGGGACAACAUGGAGAGUUUCUGGUUGGCCGAGACGCUCAAGUAUUUCUACCUUUUGUUCUCAGACGACGACUUCUUCCCGCUCGAUACGGUUGUAUUCAAUACCGAGGCUCACCCACUGCCCAAGUUUGAUAUCUCGGGGAGUAAGGUCUUUCUGACGGGGUGGCAAAGAAGUAAAGAGCCGCCUGCGGACUCAGAUGUCCAGCCCAAGGAUGUGAAGGUGGGAAGUGGCGUGCGCGUCGACGAGAAUGGCAUGAACAUCGUCCUCGACCUAGGAGAAGGGGAGAAGAAGAUCGUCCCUUUCGACCCCGAACAACAGGAACCUUCAGGAGCAGAAAGUUCGGAGCCACAGAUACCUACAAACAGUCAAUUCGAGAGAAAGGACAAGUGA
Messenger RNA from Cladophialophora carrionii CBS 160.54, 2187 nucleotides. RefSeq lists its product as uncharacterized. The record is from RefSeq and is a predicted model, not a curated record. NCBI's taxonomy places the organism in Eukaryota, Fungi, Ascomycota, Eurotiomycetes, Chaetothyriales, Herpotrichiellaceae. Gene Ontology annotation, cellular component: membrane; endoplasmic reticulum. Bases 1 to 2187 code for a protein of 728 amino acids. Gene Ontology annotation, biological process: N-glycan processing; carbohydrate metabolic process. Gene Ontology annotation, molecular function: mannosyl-oligosaccharide 1,2-alpha-mannosidase activity; calcium ion binding. The transcript has a single exon.